This is a messenger RNA of Venturia canescens, 3830 nucleotides long. RefSeq names its product synaptic vesicle glycoprotein 2B. Gene Ontology annotation, molecular function: transmembrane transporter activity. The record is from RefSeq and is a predicted model, not a curated record. Gene Ontology annotation, cellular component: membrane. Gene Ontology annotation, biological process: transmembrane transport. The transcript is spliced from 10 exons. Lineage: Eukaryota; Metazoa; Arthropoda; Insecta; Hymenoptera; Ichneumonidae. The coding region runs from base 1243 to 2901 and encodes 552 amino acids.
GCGGGUCAAAUUUUCUAAAUGACGCUCGCGUUAAGUAACAUUGCGCGCUAGCUUCUUUUCCCGCACGAUCUCGAUCGCGACUCUCGUUAAUAGUGCCCACGAGUAUAUAAUCACUAAGCUUAUCGGUAUAUUGUUCACAGUAUGUGUCAUCAUCAAAAUUGUUGAAUAAAAAAAUAACACAUUUGUAUCGGGCGCGCGGUACACGUUCCUCGAUCGCUUCCCCCUGAUCGCCCGCCGCGUGCUGGUCGGUUCACCGUAUCGUUUCCCCAAGUUUCGAAAGUAAACACAGUUCUAAGAGUUUCAUACGAAUGCGGACACUCGUACGUAUCCGCAUAUGUCAUAUACUUACAUAUAACGGAGCUGAUGAAAAUAUUACCAAUCAAAUAAACAGACGAGGAUCGAAUGGAAGUUUCACGACAAGACGUUCAGCUUCGUUUUUUUUUUUUAUUUUUAUUUUAUUUCUUCGAUUUAUCAUGAUACGUGAGUGAAUUAUUAUUUCGUUAAAUUGUAUAUGACAGCAUUGAAAAGUUGCAACUGAAAAGAUUAAAAUGCCUCGCCGUUCGGUAUAUUAAAUAGCGAUAAUCGCGGGUCAUAAUUUUCAAAGGAUCUACCGUGUAUUUUUCGGAGUCAUCUAACCGCGGUAUACAAAGAGCGUUUAAACUUUCGGUACUGCAACCGCGCGCGCUCUUUGCUCAUUGCGUUUUCAUACCGGGCAAAAUUCCGGAUUUAAUUGUAUUGAACUCGUGUUGACAAAUCACGCCGACGAUCUCUCUUCUCUUUCUCUCCCAUUAUAUUCAGCACGCACACAACUUUAUUCCCCGGUAAUUCACAUGUUCGAGAUUUCUAUGACAUAGUCAAACUCGUCCUCUUCGAGCCGCACACUACUCGCGAAUCUAUAUUAUAGCUACGUAAAAUCACGAAAAUAUUUGUAAUCACGGGCAACUAUAUUUGGAUCAUUAUCGUCAGUUCGACCUAACAAGUACCCCAACGACGAUCAUUUGUUUUUCUUGGAACCUCCCCGCCGCCGCCGCCGCCGUCGCCGCCCUCGCGUGUAAACGCAAAGCUCAGCCCCGCCGACGAUAAGCAGCAGCAGCAGCAGCAGCAAAAUCAGCAGGAAAAUUUCGCCAAAACCCUCGUAAAAAAAUCACACAAUCCCGAAACUCGAUUGCCGUACGUUCUCGCACAAGCGUCCUCUGACUACUCUCGAUAGCCAGAUUCACCCAAACGCGCCGACAUCGUAGAAUGGUAGAAGGUGAACCCGACUCAAAGCACAAUCAUAAGUGUGAUGUAAAAGACGAUCGCCUAAACGGCUGCGGUUCAAAGGACCUAGAACUCGCCGGUAUUGGGUCAAAGGGCAAAACUUUGGACCCCGAGAAAGGAUCGUACCUCAAAGCAGAUUUCGAGAAGGCCAUCGAACUUACCGAAUAUGGCAAGUUUCAUUACUUCCUACUCGCGGUAUGCGGGUUUGUCAGCACGAGCGAGGAGAUGGACGUAAUUUCUAUGUCUUUUAUUUUGCCGAGUGCACAAUGUGACCUAAAACUCGAUACCCAAGCCAAGGGAUGGCUCAAUUCCAUCAUCUUCAUAGGAAUGAUGGCGGGUGCUUACGCGUGGGGCUCAGUUGCCGAUGCAUUGGGUCGACGCAAGGUACUCAUCGCCAUCUCCUUCAUGAACGCCGUCUGCAUCGUUGCUUCCAGUUUCAGUCAGUCCUAUGAACUCUUCAUGUUUUUCCGUUUUUUGAACGGAGCUGCCCUUGGUGGUAGUGGACCGGUAAUCUGGUCAUACUUUGCAGAAUUCCAGCCCAAGUCCAAGCGUGGCUCUAUGCUCUCCUUUAUGGCAGCAUUUUGGACCCUUGGUAAUCUCUUUGUUGCUGGACUGGCGUGGUUGAUAAUCCCUCACGACAUUGGUAUCACGAAUUUGACUUUCACAUACAACUCUUGGCGAAUAUUCCUGCUGAUCUGCGCUGUUCCCUCCUUCAUCGUCGCGGGGCUGCUCCUGCUGCUCCCAGAAUCUCCAAAAUAUCUUUUGUCACGUGGUCGAUAUGAGGAAGCUCUUAAUAUCUUCCGUGGCAUUUAUGCCAUCAAUACCGGCAAACCGCGUGACAGUUACACGGUAAAAGAGUUAAUCCUCGAUGACCUUUAUCGUGAACCGGAGCCGGUCAAAACUGGUGCUCCUGAAAAGAACAAGUACAAGAUAAUGCUCGGUGACAUAAUGGACAAUAGUAAACAGCUAUUUGUCUCGCCGAUUUUACGCUUCACCAUUAUAUCGAUCAUCAUCAAUUUCACUUUUCACAUCGGUUAUUACGGCCUCAUGAUGUGGUUCCCAGAAUUGUUUAAUCGUUUCGACGAGUACAAUCGCGAUCAUCCGAAUCAGAGCGCCUCCAUUUGUCAAGUCACCGAUUACGUUGUCAACAACGGAUCUCACAGUAUCGAACGAGAGUGCACCAAUAAAAUUGAAUCCAAUGUAUUUAUGGAAUCUCUCAUAACCGUUGCGUCCGCCAUACCGGCAAAUAUACUCGCUGUUCUUGGUAUGGAUCGUCUUGGACGCAAGUUCUUUCUUGUCUUCAGUACUCUUUCGUCAGGUGGUUGCGCCGUUGGUUUGUACUUUGUGUUCAGCAAGACCCAGAAUCUCAUCGUAUCGGCGACAUUCAGCGGUGUCAUAAGUUGCGGGAACGCAGCUUUGGAUUGUCUCAUCACCGAAGUAUUCCCGACGAAUUUGCGAGCAACCGGUAUCGCUAUUUCAAUGGUUGCGGCUCGUCUCGGUGGUAUUAUUGGCAAUCUCGUCAUAGCUCAGCUAUUGGAUCUGUAUUGUCCAGCUCCAACUUUUAUCGUUGCGGCUCUUCUCAUAGGAGGAGGUUUGCUGUGCUUAUUUUUACCGAACACAACGCGCGAACCACUCUCUUGACACCACCAAAACACAGCAGCUCUACCUGAUAAUUCCAUAUGUAUAGUCAUUAUGCAUUUUCUUUUGUAUCAAAGUAUAAAGCAUUUCAAAGGAGGACUAAAUGUAAAGACGAAAAAAAAAGACAACGAGACGAGGGAUCGAGGAAAUCCAACGACUGCGCAAACGUGUCUCUAAAAAAAGACGAGAAAAAUUAAAUGUCGUUCAAGUUGAUAUAUAUAUAUAUAUAUAUAUAUAUAUAUAUAUAUAUAGCGGAGAUAUAAAGUAAAAUUAUUAUUAAUAUCGAAUUGAUUUUCAAACACCGACGAAAUAUUUAUAUGAUAUCGCACGUUGCACAAACGGGAAUUCGUUGAUUUUGGAUAUACAUUUCAUAUGUUUUAUAUUAUCAACGGAAUGUUGGUUCUCUAUGCGUGUGAAGGAAAAAUAGAGAAAAAAAAAAUGAAAAAUGUGAGCGUCCGAAGAGCGAUAAAUCAACGUGCACCGAUUAACUCGGCGGUUUGCUGCAGAGCAAUAUUGACGCCAAAGUGCUCAAGUCUCCCUAUAGAUAUGUAACAGUAAUUAACUGCGUGCGUUUUUGUUUUCUUUCACUUCUCGUCGUACACACACGUUUAUCCUUAAUCCAAACAGUCAUCCGCCACCAUAAACUUUCUAUCUAACCAUUCGUAACGAAAGUUAUUAAAAUAUCAAAAAUCUUUUACUUCUCGUGUAUCAAUCUCAUUUGCUCGCACGGUUUUUCCGUACGUCGCAAGGAAAACAAAAUGUGUACGUAUUAUUUUUAAUUGACAGGCUCUCAUUGUCCGAUUAUGUAGGGUCUCCAGAUUUCCAGUAGUUAUCGUUUCAAAUCUUUUUUUUUUUAUAUGUUUAAGACUUAUCCGAUACCGACACUUUGUAAAGGAUGUUACAAAAAUAGAAAUAACUAUAUCAUUUCUGUA